CGGCAGUUUUCAAGAAAUUUAGUAGUGUACCAUCGCCACCUAUAAUAAUUAUCUUUUCUUUCGGUUUUGUCGAUCCUGACGAGCAGUCGUGCAAAUACUAACUUACGCCGUCUCGAAGGUCUAAUGUAGCCGUGCUGCACAGUAUUCCGAACCAGUCCGUCUGCAACGUAGGUACUCGCAUCACAGCAACAUAAACAGCACCAACAACAACAACAAACAUCGACAGUUACAAUAAUAAUACAACACAUAUUACAUCUGUGUUUUUCUGUGAUAUAAUAUCCACGUCGACGGAGGUGACUUGUGUGAACGUGAAAUAGACAGAUUGCGGUCAUCGAAAUUUAAUUCAAUUCGAGGCGACUUCGCAAUAUUAUUUUUAUAAGACCGGGCCACGAAGACGCACACGGACGGACACGAGACAGCAAAAUGUUGUACGAUCCGCCAAAGACGACCUUGUACGUUUGCACCGUACUCCUGCACACUGCCAGUUUAAUUAUUUGUACAACAAUUCAUCCAGAUAUUAACCCUACACCUCCGCUAGAAUUUCCAUCAGAUGGAUUACAUGUAAGGAUCGUACAAGCAGUCGAACCUUAUAAUUUAACUAAGCCACCAAUGUUUAAUUUUGGAAAUAAUGAAACAAUAACUGAUGAACCAACUGACAAACUUCAAGAAGCAUUCAAAAAUGAACUUAAUGAUGGAGUACUCAAACCAUCUUCACAACCUAUCAACGUCAUUGCUAAGAUAUCAAAAAAUUAUACUGAAAAUUAUAUCGAAAAUAAAUAUUACAAUAAUCACAUUGAUAGCUGGACAUCAAUUACAUUAACAUUAAUUGUCCUUAUAGUUUUAUCAGUUAUGGUGUUGGCAUGUUCUGCAUUAUGCUUGAAAAAAAUACAAAACUUGAAAAUAUCAAAACGACAACUGCUGAUAGAAGAUUAUGAUGAUUCUGUAAUGAACGAUUUAAUACACAUUCAGCGUGUGUAAACAAUUUACCAUAAAUAAAGAAAUAUAUAUCAAUAAAUGCAAAUAUGUAUUCUAUUUAACUGAAUGAAAACAUAAGACUAAACUAAAAAAAUUAACAAACA
Molecule: messenger RNA, 1079 nt
Organism: Melanaphis sacchari
Lineage: Eukaryota; Metazoa; Arthropoda; Insecta; Hemiptera; Aphididae
Exons: 3
Coding region: 424-978 (184 amino acids)
Source: RefSeq, a predicted model, not a curated record